GCUUUCCCAAGCCCAACUCAGUGAGAGCGGGGGGGUCGCCCCGCUCUUCUCAAAUCCUAUUGGGUAAAACCUACGCCUCUCAUCCCAGGGCAGGACAAGGGGGGGGGCGCGAGAAAAUGACGUCACGGUAGCAGGGAGGGACCUUCGGUUGCUUUGGGCUCUCCGUCCGCUGAGGGUGCUGACUGAAGACCGUUCCGUGGGCGACGCCGUCGCAAUGACCAUUUGUCAGUUCUUCCUUCAAGGCCGGUGCCGCUUUGGAGACCGGUGCUGGAACGAACAUCCCGGCGCCGGGGGUGCGGGCGGAGGACGGCAGCAACAGCCCUCAGGUAGUUACAGACGUGGAUGGAAUACCACCAGCCAAAGAUAUUCCAGCGUUAUCCAGCCAUCCAGCUUCUCCAAAUCAACACCAUGGGGGGGCAGCAGAGAUCAAGAAAAGUCAUCUUUCAGUUCCUUCGAUUCUGGAGCUUCAACUAGCAGGAACAGAGGGUUUGGAUUGUCCCAGAAUCCAUUUGCUUCACCCAGCUCUGAUGGGCAGAAAGAUGAUAAGAAACUUCUGGAAGGAAUUAUAAAAGAUAUGGAAAUUUGGGAAUCAUCAGGGCAGUGGAUGUUUUCUGUUUAUUCGCCAAUGAAAAAGAAACCUAAUAUUUCAGGUUUUACAGACAUUUCACCAGAGGAGUUGAGGCUUGAAUACCAUAACUUCUUAACCAGCAAUAACUUACAGAGUUAUCUAAAUUCCCUCCAACAGUUAAUAAAUCAAUGGAGAAACAGAAUAAAUGAAUUGAAGAGUCUAAAUACAUCAACUAACAUAGCCUUGCUCUCAGCUGUAAAGGAUGGAGUAAAUCAAGCAGCACCUGCAUUUGGAUUUGGCAGUACACAAGCAGUAACAUUUGGAUCACCAGGUUUUGCAGUGAAUAACAGCAGCAGUGCUAAUGCUCAGAAUUUUAGUUUUAAACCAAGCUCUGGAUUUGCCUCUGCCCCUUCUGGAAGUCCUCCUGUGUUCGGGAAUACUCCAGCAUUUGGAGCUGCAUCCUCUGCCAGUUCUGCCAUCACUACUUCUGUUCCAACGUUUGGAUUUGGGAAGCCUGCAGUCACAUCUGCUGCUUCAUUUUCUUUUAAAAGUCCUGCAGCUUCUGGUUUUGGAUCACCUGGAUUUUCAGGAUUUCCAGCUUCCAUGGCAGCAGGCUCUUUUGGAGCUCCAGGGGCCCCAGCCUUUGGAAGUGGCACUUCUGUGGCUGGUUUUGGUAGUCUAGGCUCACAUUCUCACACUGCUUUUUCCAAGUCAUCUAGUGACACCUUUGGAAAUAGUAGCAUAUCCACCUCUCUCCCAGUCUCAAAUGGCAGCACCACCACAGAUAAUGAAUUAUUCACACCCAGGGAUCAAUUAACAGCAGAAGAACUAGAACAAUUUCAGUCCAAGAAAUUUACUCUGGGAAAAAUUCCUUUAAAGCCACCACCUGCAGAACUUCUAAAUAUUUGAAAGGACAAUUUUAAAUACAGAAAAGAACAGCUCUUAAAAUUGUUUUGAGUGGUUUGUAUAAAAUUGCUUUGAGUAGUUCAAAUAUAUACGUAUGUAUGUAUAUAUGUACAUAUAUACUAAUAAGGAAUAUAAGCUUUCAUUAAUAACUUUAGGGAUCUUGAAAUUCAAUAUUUUUUUCUAAGUAAAGCAUAAAAAAUACUCGCAAGAGGUUUUUUUUUUUUUUUACUUAUGAAUGGAAGUGAAAAAAACUGUCAGUGUGCACUGAAUAAAGUGCAUUUCCAUCUAUAUAACUUUACUAUAUAACUUUACCCUUUAAAGGUUUACCUUUAAACUUUUUUUUUUUUUUUUUUUUUAGGAAGGAGAUCAUUUCUAAAGCCAUUAGGGGAAAAAAUGCUUAAGUAUUUAGCUUACUUACCAAAUAAACAUCAGUAGCAUGACUAUCCUUCAUGUUAAAGAAAAUUCUGUUAGAGAUAACAGUUUUUAAACUUCUUUUUAUUUUUCAGACCUACAAAAGGCAUUUUCCCUUCAUAAUUUUGUUACCCUCCAAUUUUGACUCUCUCAUGGACCACCAUUUGAGUUUUCAACAAUUUUAGACUGAUUUUUUUUUUUUUAAGAUUUUAUUUAUUCAUUUGAGACACAGAGAUACAGAGAGAGAGAGAGCAUGAGCAGUGGGAGAGGCAGAGGGAGAGGAAGAAGCAGACUCCCUGCUGAGUCAGGAGCCCGAUGUGGGACUCGAUCCCAGGACCCUGGGAUCAUGACCUGAGCCGAAGGCAGACGCUUAACCAUCUGAGCCACCCAGGCGCCCUUUAGACUGAUUUUUAUCAGGGCCUAACUUUUGUAUAAAUUCUAUUUAUUCCUCAUAUUAUCCCAUCAAGUUGGCAGAUUUUAAGAGGAAUGGAAAUUGUGGUCUCACAUGAAUAAAUAGUGUAUGUGGUGGGGUCAGGAUUCACCAGCUCUGGUGAGCUUCUAUUAGAAUUCUCAGACAUGUUUCGAUUUCCCUGGGCCCUCAGAUAGAAAGAGUAAUAUCUUGUAUAUCUUAUAUAUAGUUGAUCCAAGAAGCCAAAGACUUGUCAUGAGUUGAGGCUUAUGUGUCAGAGUUCUGUUCUCCCCUCUCAAGCCUCUAUAAUGACAUAGCUCACACUACAGAACAGUUACCUGACAUAGAUCUGGGAUUGAGCUGACUUUUUAAUGUGAAAAUAGAAUCUUCCCUAAUAAAAGAUAUGCACCCCAAAUGAUUUUAGUGUUUAUGCAAAGAAUUCAGUCCUCAGAAGAUCCAGAUUCUACGUUACUUCUUUCAAAGAACUGUAAGACUCCCAGCUAACACUUAUGGAAACCCCAAAUUUGGGAUGGAAUCUGUAGCCCAGGGGUGUAUGUUUGAAACCAUCCUUGGUGUAGAAAGAGUAAAAAGAUCCUAAGUUCCUGCUUUGGUCUCAAGCUCUAAAGACUUUCCAAUGUUUAUUCCAACUUACAGUUCACUCCUAGGAUUUUCCUACAUGAUGGAAUAAACCCUAUGCUACCAGGCUUACCAGUCUCCUGUGGGUCCCAGUUGAACUUCCCAGUGUCCCGGAGGCUCUGAGGAUGCAAAUUUAGGAUGUAGGGUUUCUAAAUUUCCCUGAUUAUGAGCAUUUCAUGGGUAUUUGUUAAAUUACAUAUCCAGAAUAAUAUAUCCACUAGGCUAGGCCUGGGGAUGUGUUUUUUACCAAGUGUUUCAUGAGAUUCUAUAAGCAAGUUCGGGAAACAGGAGCCUAUCUAGCUGCAUUUAGGCCACUUAGUAAUAUGUGAUUUGGGAGUUUUGUUGUAAUUGUUGAAGCCUAUUUUAUGUGCUUGUGUGCGUACACGCACACACACACACAAUGUGGUGAACUUAGAUCCAAGGUGGUCAAAUAGUGCUGUUGUCAAAAAGCACAAGUAAGUGCUAUGGGUUACCUUAAAGUGUGAGAAACUAAAGCAAAGGAGUUCACAAAGUAGAAACCAGCAGUAUGCAUGCAUACCGGUAUCAGGAGUCCAAGAAGGCCUGAACUCCUAGACCUAGCUAAGGGGCAGCAGGGCUUCAGAGAAUCAGAAACAGGUACCAGUGAGGUGGUGGCCAGGUAGACUGAGUGGAAGGGGGAAAAAGCAACCACAAGAUUGGGUGCCACCAUCUGGAUUUAUUCAGUGAGGCAAGAACCAGUUCUGGGAGAGCAGGUCUAACUGGAAAGUCUACCCCCAAAUAAGCAAAAACCGCCUCCCUUAGCAUCUGCUGCAACAGCUGUUUACCUAGAAUGGGAGCAAAUGACAGAACUGCAAACAAGGUUUUAUUACAAGUAAACUGAUUUAGCUAGCUUGGUUAUCUCGUCAGAGAUUAGAAGGGAAGGAGUGUAAUAGCUGAGAGCUGACUAGAAGAGGAGAGAGAAAACAGCUGGUAUUAACACUAUUUAAAAGGCCUAGCAUGAGUUAGCUACACAAUAUUAUUCAUAGAGAUAAAAUAAUUCAAUCUAGUGUCUGGCAACAGGAAAUCCUUUAAUUGUGGUAGAUUCAUAUAUUGGAAUACUAGACAACCUUUCUAAAUGACCAAAAAGAAUAGGGAAUAACUUGGAAAAGCUUUUAUUCUGUAGUCAUUGGGCAAAAGUGUGUUAUAAAAUUGUACGUACAAUGUGGUCCAAUUUGGGGGGAAAGUGUAUAUUCAUAGGGAAAGGAAAGCCUAAAAGGCAAUAAUAGCUCAAAAUUUUUUACUGUAAAAAAUACCCCACAUAACAUUAAGUUUACCAUCUUAAUUAUUUUUAAGUGUAUAGUUUAGUAGUGUUAAGUAGUGUGUACAUUCACAUUGUUGUGUUACAGAUCUCUAGAACUACAUCUUGCUACACUGAAACUAUUCCAUUGUCUGGAUGAACCACAUUUUCUUUAUCCAUUCAUCUGUCGGUGGAAUUUGGGUUGUUUGCACCUCUCAGCAACUGUAAAUAAUGCUGCAGUGAACAUGGUGUGCAAAUAUCUCAUUGAUAUCCUGCUUUGAAUUCUUUUGGAUAUAUACCCAGAAGUGGGAUUGCUGAGUCAGUGGCAACUCUUAUGUUUAGUGUGUUGAACCUAUAUGCCACUUUUCAUAGCAGCUGCACCAUUUUACAUAGCUAUCAACAUGGUUCCAAUUUCUCCGGGUCCUCCCCAGCACUCAUUUCCUUGUUUUGAUAGUAGCCAUCCUAGUGGGUGUGAGGUGAUAUCUCGUUGAUUUGAUUUGCAUUUCUCUUACAAUCAGUGAUGUUAAGCAUCUUUUCAAUUGCUUAUUGGCCAUUUGUAUAUUUUCCUUGGAGAACAGUCUAUUGAAGUUCUUUGCCUAUUUUUAAUUUUUUUUAAAGAUUUAUUUAGAGGCACUUGGUGGCUCAGUCAGUCAGGCAUCUGCCUUUGGCUCAGGUCAUGAUCCUAGGCCCUGGGAUCAAGCCCCACAUCAGGCUCCCUGCUCAGCGGGGGCUCUGCUUGCCCCUGUCCCUCUGCCUCUCCCCUGGCUUGUGUUCUCUCUCACUCAGUCUCUCUCAAAUAAAUAAUAAAUCGUUUACUUAUUUAUUUAUUUUAAAGAUUGUAUUUAUUUAUUUGACAGAGAGAGACACAGUGAGAGAGGGAACACAAGCAGGGGGAGUGGGAGAGGGAGAAGCAGGCUUCCCGCGGAGCAGGGAGCCUGAUGUGGGGCUCGAUCCCAGGACCCUGGAAUCAUGACCUGAGCCGAAAGCAGAUGCUUAAUGACUGAGCCACCCAGGCGCCCCUUUUAUGUAUUUUUUAAAAAAGAUUUUUAUGUAUUUUUAUUUGAGAGGGAGAGCAUGAGCCAGGGGAGAGCCAAAAGGAGAGAGAGAAUCCACAAGCAGACUCCCCACUGAGCAUGGACCCUGACGCACUCUAUCAGAACAGGGCUCUAUCCCAGGACCCUGAGAUCAUGACCUGAGCCAAAACCAAGUGUCGACUACUUAACCGACUGAGACACCCAGGCGCCCCCUUUGCCUAUUUUUUAAUCCAGUUAUUUGUUUUCUUGUUGAGUUGUAGAAAUUCUCUGUAUAGUUUGGAUAUUAAUCCUUUAUCAGAUAUAUGAUUUACAAAUAUUUUCUCUUAUUUCAUAGACUGCCUCUUCACUCUGAUUGUUUCCUUUGACAUAUAGACGUUUUUAGGUUUGAUGUAGGUUAUUUUUGUUUCUGUUGAUUGUAAUUUUGGUAUCAUAUUCAAGAAAUCAUUGCCAACUCCAAUGUCUUGCUUUUUUCCUGUUUUCUUCUAGGAAGUGUAUAGCUUUAGGUCUUACAUUUAGGUCUUUAAUCCAUUUUAAUUUAUGUAUAUGGUGUAAGGUAAGAGUCCAACUCCUUUUUUUUUGCAUGUGGAUAUCCAGGUAUCCCAAUACUAUUUGUUGAAGAGACUGUCCUUUCCCCAUUUUCUAGUCUUGGCAACUUGGUCAAAAAUUACUAGGGUAUAUAUGCACAGGUUUGUUCCUGGGCUCUAUUCUGUUUUGUUGGUCUAUACAUCUGCCUUUAUACCAGUACCACACUGUCUUAAUUAGUGUUUCAUUGUAUUAUGUUUUGAAAUCAGGAAUUGUGAGGCUGCCAAUUUUGUUCUUUUUCAAGAUUGUUUUGGAUACUUGGGAUAUUUUAAGAUUCCAUAUAAAUUUUGGACUUUUUUCCCA
Mirounga angustirostris (Northern elephant seal) is the source of this 6104-nucleotide messenger RNA. It is a transcript of the gene NUP42, whose product is annotated as nucleoporin 42. Gene Ontology annotation, molecular function: metal ion binding; nuclear export signal receptor activity. The record is from RefSeq and is a predicted model, not a curated record. Gene Ontology annotation, cellular component: nuclear envelope. The transcript is spliced from 7 exons. Bases 215 to 1477 code for a protein of 420 amino acids. Lineage: Eukaryota; Metazoa; Chordata; Mammalia; Carnivora; Phocidae.